Plasmodium berghei ANKA is the source of this 819-nucleotide messenger RNA. Its product is annotated as Plasmodium exported protein, unknown function. The transcript is spliced from 2 exons. Bases 1 to 819 code for a protein of 272 amino acids. Lineage: Eukaryota; Apicomplexa; Aconoidasida; Haemosporida; Plasmodiidae. The record is from RefSeq and is a predicted model, not a curated record.
AUGAUAGCUGUUAUAUUAAACCUUGCUAUAUUAACAUUUUUGCAACAUGGUACUACUAUUUACCAGCAACCGGGCAUAAAUUGUUAUCGCAAUCUGACUCAUACAAAUAGCCCAUAUCAAAAUAUUAAACAAAAUGGAGGGCAUUUAAAAAGAAUUUUAAGAGUCACACCACAAUCGGACGAUUAUUUACGUGAUAUAACUAUCCAUGUGGAAAAUGAAUUAGAAGGCAUUAAUCCUGAAACACUUGCAUUAUAUCCACCAUUAUUGCCAGAAUAUUCUUUUUCUAUUAAUGAAAUUAGUCCUCAAGAAAAUUUACCACAGAAUAAUACUACUAUCGACAGUAACGAGACUACCUUAAUAAAUUUGUUAACGGAUUUCGCUAAUGCCCAUGCCAAUAAUAAUAAUAAUAAUGCUUUAAAUAAUGAAAAUUCAAAUACAACCCUCCCCCCUUCUGCAAAUCAUGAUUUUGUAAUGGAACGUUUAAAUUUAAUUUAUCGUAUGGAUGAACUUUGGGAAUCCGUUAUUAAUGACAUGUUCUCACAAUAUAAUAAUUUUUCAGACGCAUUUGAACUAACCCCUGAAGCAAGACUUGUUAUAUGGAAUCAAUCUUGGAGACCACAUUUAGAAUAUUUGCUUAAUACAGCUGUGUUGGCUUUUGAAAAUUAUAAUAUGUCUACACCUGAAGUAGAAGCUAACGUUUUAGACAUCAUUGAGCGCGCAAAAAUCGAAUUUCAAAUUUUUAUAGAUUCAACUAGAAUAGCUUAUGAAGCUUUGAACAACUCCAAUAAUACAGAUCAAUCUUCACAGACAGAGGUAUAA